This is a messenger RNA of Cornus florida, 3831 nucleotides long. Its product is annotated as proline-rich extensin-like protein EPR1. The coding region runs from base 1 to 3831 and encodes 1276 amino acids. NCBI's taxonomy places the organism in Eukaryota, Viridiplantae, Streptophyta, Magnoliopsida, Cornales, Cornaceae. The transcript has a single exon. The record is from RefSeq and is a predicted model, not a curated record. Gene Ontology annotation, molecular function: protein binding.
AUGAAGGUCUCAGGCUACUUUCUUAUCUUCACCCUUCUAUUCUCUUCUUUCUCAUCCUUUUCUUUGGCCUUAAGUAAUGCUGAGGCAUCCUAUAUUGCUCAUCGGCAACUUACGAAUCUUUCUCAGAACAAUGAUCUUUCCGAUGGGGUCGGAUACGACAUUGACCCUAAACUGAAUUUUGCAAAUCCAAGGCUCAAGAAAGCCUAUAUUGCUCUACAAGCAUGGAAAAAAGCAAUUUCUUCAGACCCGCAUAACCUAACUGGCAAUUGGGUUGGUGAGAAUGUGUGUGCCUACAAUGGUAUAGUCUGCAAACUAGCAAUAGAUGAUCCCAAAUUGACUGUUGUUUCGGGUAUUUAUCUUAGUCAUGGUGACAUAGCUGGAUACCUUCCACUUGAGCUCGGCCUUUUGACAGAUCUCACUACAUUCACAAUCAAUUCUAAUCGUUUUUGUGGAAUCAUCCCGAAUAGUUUCUCAAAACUUCAACAUUUGGAAGAGCUUGAUCUGAGCAAUAACCAGUUCAACGGUUCAUUCCCAGCUGUACUUUUGGAGUUGAAUUCCCUUGUACACAUUGACAUCAGAUACAAUAAUUUCGAAGGGUUAAUUCCAACAAAACUCUUUGACAAGAAAUAUGAUGUCUUGCUCUUGACUAACAAUAGCUUCACAACUGCAAUCCCUAGUCUCUGUGAAUGGAAGUGUGGAAAAGCAUCGUCACCUCCGACACCAUCAAAGAGUUAUACACCACCCCCCACAUCCAACCCACCAACAUCAACUCCGCCAACCCCUUCAUCCCAAUCACUACCUCCCCCGACAUCAAACCCACCAACAUCAACUCCACCAACACCUACCACCCAAUCAUCACCUCCUCCGACACCAUCAACAAGUUACACUCCACCACCAACAUUCAAGCCACCAACAUCAACUCCACCAUCCCCUACAUCAAAAACAUCACCUCCUUCGACACCAUCAACAUCAACUCCACCAACCCCUACUUCCGAACCAUCACGUCCUCCGAUUCCAUCAAAUAGUUAUAAUCCACCCCCUACAUCAACUCCGCCAACCCCAACAUCCCAAGCAUCACCUCCUCCUACACCAUCAUCAUCAACUCCACCGACCCUAAGAUCCACAGCAACACCUCCUCCGACACCAUCAAUGAGCAAUACUCCACCUCCCACAUCCAAGCCACCAACAUCAACUCCACCAACGCCUACCUCACAAUCAUCACCUCCUCCGACACCAUCAACAUCAACUCCACCGACCCCUACAUUCCAAACAUCACCUCCUCCGACACCAUCAAAGAGUUAUACUCCACCACACACAUCUAAACCCCCAACAUCAACUCCGCCAACCCCUACAACCAAAACAUCACCUCCUCCAACACCAUCAACAAGUUAUAACCCACCUCCCAUAUCUAAGCCACCAACAUCAACUCCACCAACCCCUACAUCCGAAGAAUCACUUCCUCCGGCACCGUCAACAUCUAUUCCACCAAACCCAACAUCCCAAGCAUCACCUCCUCCAACUCAAUCAACAAGUUACACUCCACCACCAACAUCCAAGCCACCAACUUCAACUCCACCAUCCCCUACAUCAAAAGCAACACCUCCUCCGACACCAUCAACAUCAACUCCACCAACCCCUACUUCUGAAGCAUCACCUCCGCCAACACCAUCAAAUAGUUAUAAUCCACCUCCCACAUCAACUCCACCAACCCCUACAUCCCAAACAUUACCUCCACCAACACCAUCAUCAUCAACUCCACCAACCCCAAGAUCCCAAGCGUCACCUCCUCCGGCACCAUCAUCAUUAACUCCACCAACCCCAUUAUCCCAAGCAUCACCUCCUCCGACACCAUCAACGAGUUAUAAUCCACCUCCCACAUCCAAGCCACCAUCAUCAACUCCACCAACUCCUUCAUCCCAAGCCUCACCUCCUCCACCUUCCAAUUCAACACCACCAAGCCCUUCAACCAAAGUAUCACCUCCACCAAAAGAAGAAACAAUUUAUAUUCCACCUCCCACUUCCAAGCCACCAACUUCAACUCCGCUAAGUCCUUCACAACAAGCAUCACCUCCUCCUCAAGAAUAUCACACUUAUUCUCCACCUCCCACAUCCAAGCCUCCAACAUCAACUCCGCCGACCCGUUCAACCCAAAAAUCACCACCUCCAACACCAUCAACAAGUUAUAAUCCACCUCCCACGUCAAUUCCGCCAACCCCUUCAUCCCAAGCUUCACCUCCUCUAGCACCAUCAACGAGUUAUACUCCACCUCGCACAUCAAAACCACCAACAUCAACUCCACCAACCCCUUCAUCCCAAGCAUCACCUCCUCCGACACCAUCAAUGAGUUACACUCCACCUCCCACAUCAAAGCCACCAACAUCAACUCCGCCAACCCCUUCAUUCCAAACAUCAUAUCCUCCAACACCAUCAACAGGUUAUAUUCCACCUCCCACAUCAAAACCACCAACAUCAACUUCACCAACCCCAUCAACACAAGCAUCACCUCCUCCAACACCAUCAAAGACUUAUACUUAUACUCCUUCUCCCACUUCUAAUCCACCAAGUCACACACUAGUUUCGAGUCCUCCUAAACCUAGCAAAGUAUCUCCAGGCCCAACUCCAACUCAAACACUAGUUUCGGCUCCACCUAAACCUGGAAAAACAUCUCCAGGCCCAUCUCCAAUUCGAACGCCAGUUUCAGCUCCUCCUAAACCUAGCAAAGCAUCUCCAGGACCAUCUCCAACUCAAACGCUAGAUUCGGCUCCACCUAAACCUGGAAAAACAUCUCCAAGCCCUUCUCCAAUGCGAACGCCAAUUUCGGCUCCUCCUAAACCUAGCAAAGCAACUCCAAGACCAUCUCCAACUCAAACGCCAGUUUCGGCUCCACCUAAAUCUAUCAAAGAAUCUCCAGGAACAUCUCCGACUCGAAUGCUAGUCUCGGCUCCACCCAAACCUAUCAAAGCUUCUCCAGGCCCUGCUCCGGCACGAACACCAAUUCAAGCCCCUCAGAAACCUCCUAAGGCAUCUCCAUUAGCAACUCCAACUUUAACACCAGUUUCUACUCCUCCUAAACGAUCUCCAGCCUCGACUCCAACUAUAAAACUAAGUUUCCCACCUCAGAAACCUCCUAAGCCAUCUCCAGUCCCGGCUCCGACUCAUACACCAAUUUCAACUCCCCCUAAAUCGUCUCUAGUCCCGACUCCAACUCAAACACCAAUUUCUACUCCUCAGAAACCUCCUAAGUCAUCUCCAGUUCCGGCUCCGACUCAAACACCAGUUUCACCUCCUCCAAAACCAUCUCCAAUCCCAUCUCCAGUUCGAACACCAAUUUAUCCACCUCAAAAACCUCCUAAGCCAUCUCCUGUUCCAGCUCCAGUUCAAGCACCGGUUUCUCCUCCGCAAAAACCUUCUAAGCUAUCUCCAACCCCAGCUCCAGUUUUGACACCAACUUCUGCUCCACCUAAACCAAUUAAGCCAUCUCCAGCCACAACUCCAGUUUUGACACCAGUUUCAGCUCCUCCUAAACCCACUAAGCAAUCUCCAGCCCCAACUCCAGUUUUGACACAAGUUUUGGCUCCUCCUAAUCCCACUAAGCCAUCUCUAGUCCCAACUCCAAGUUCCACACCAAUUUCAGCUCCUCCUAAGCCAUAUCCUGGCCCACCACCGGCACAAUCGCAUCAACCACCACCACCUUCUACACCAGUUUCAACUCCUUCUAAACCAUCUUCUGUCCCACCUUCACCAUCGCCAAAACACGAGGACUUUAUUCUCCCACCAAACAUGGGCUCGCAAUACUCUUCCCCACCUCCGCCAAUGUUCCAAGGCUAUUAA